AUGCCUCGAUGCCGCCCCAGCCGCACCGCGCCCUGCCUUCGAGCAGACCUCCAACGGUGGUCCGGACUUCGACGGUUCUCACGCGACUCACGGGCAGCGUGCUGGGCUAGCAAGUCGCUGCGGAUCGCUGGGCGCGAACCGCGACUUCCUCGCCACGACCGUCGGCGCCGACAGCCGUGGCCAGGAUGUCGAGCCACGUCACCCGAGUUUCGCCGUCGUGAUUCGCCCGACAUUGGUUUCUGCCGGACGCUCGCUCGCCUUCUUCGACCCGCUCGAAGGCUCAAGCCGGUUACAGCUGCAAGAGAAGGAGAUCGAGGUUCGAGACUGCAUCUUGGCCAUACAAGCUUGCUCGGAAUCGCUAUUCGCUUCGCGCUGCCGCGACGCAAGCUCGCACAGACUUGCUCCUGCCUUCCGUUCGAUGCCUUGCCCGUUCUUACUACGACGAAGUCUCGUCGCUCACCCUCGGCCUGCGAAAUCCUCUACGACCUCGACAACAACUCCCCAAGAACUCCCGCCUCCCAUCCUCCUUCCAACACAACGUCAUUCGCUCGCGGGUUGACACAAUGA
Molecule: messenger RNA, 567 nt
Organism: Rhodotorula toruloides NP11
Lineage: Eukaryota; Fungi; Basidiomycota; Microbotryomycetes; Sporidiobolales; Sporidiobolaceae
Exons: 4
Coding region: 1-567 (188 amino acids)
Source: RefSeq, a predicted model, not a curated record